Messenger RNA from Medicago truncatula (barrel medic), 2198 nucleotides. Its product is annotated as protein ANTI-SILENCING 1. The transcript has 10 exons. Bases 259 to 1929 code for a protein of 556 amino acids. The record is from RefSeq and is a predicted model, not a curated record. Gene Ontology annotation, molecular function: RNA binding; chromatin binding. NCBI's taxonomy places the organism in Eukaryota, Viridiplantae, Streptophyta, Magnoliopsida, Fabales, Fabaceae.
AAAACAGAAAACGUGCUGUAGUGAGUUUUAUUUCAUUUCAGCAUGACUGACUAGUCCUUGACCCAUUUUCAUCAACUCAGAGUAAGUCUCUCUUUUUAAACUUCAUAGCAUGGCUGCAGCAUAGCAUUUCUACUGCAUGAGCUUCCCUCUUCUUCCUCCAUUAUUCUCCCUCUUCUUUUGUUGCAGACGAAGUGGUGAACACCACUUCUAACUGAUACUCACACACACAACUGCGAGGUCUCAAGUUUUGUUACUAAAAUGCCUCCUUCACAACAAACACAACGUUAUUGUGAGGAAGAAGAAAUUGUUGGUGGAGAUUUUAAGUGGGGGAACAAAAGAGGAAUUGGUGUGAAAAACAAACAUACACAGUUUUAUGAUUCUUUUGUUUAUGAUGGUGUUGAGUAUUUUCUGUAUGAUUCUGUUUAUUUUUACCACACCGAUCAUGUUGAAACUUCCAUUGGUAAGCUUGUCAAGAUGUACGAGACUAGUCGUGCAAAGAUGAUAAGAGUUGUUUGGUUUUUUCGUCCUUCUGAAAUUCGUAAUUUUCAUAGAGGUUAUAAGCCUUGUUGGAAUGAGCUGUUCUUGGCUUCUGGGAAGGGAAAGGGUCUUUUUAACAUCAAUCUGCUGGAAUCGAUUCUUGGAAAAUGCAAUGUUGUUUGCACCUCAGAGGAUAGGAGAAAUCCCAAACCAUCUGAAACAGAGUUAAAGAGAGCAGAUUUCCUUUUCAAAUGUACUUUUGAUGUUGAUAGGUGUGUAAUCGAUGAUAAGUUUCCUGAUAAGAUUGAUGGAGCUGAAGUGGAGCUGUUCUUUAAUAAGAAGGGGGCUAAAAAGACCGGCAAUAAUCUACAUCUUGAGACAAAUAAAAUGCCUCAGCAGAUAAAAAAGACAAAGAUAAAGAUGAAAACUUAUGAGAAUAUUAAAGAUGAGGUUAAGACUAAGACUGCUCCUUCUGAUAUCUUGCGUUGUAAAGUUGAAGAUAAAGAUGAAUUGAGAACUUCUGAAAAUGUCUCGCUAAAGAUAAAGAUGACAACUUCUGGGAAUUUAAAAGAUGAAGUUAAAGAUGAGGUUAAGACUAAGAGUAAGACUGCUCCUUCUGAUAUCAUGCGUUGGAAUGGUGAAAAUAAAGAUAAAGAUGAAUUGAGAACUUCUGAGAAUGUCUCGCCAAUGAAAUUAUUAGAUUCUUAUCCAUUUAAAAAGAUGAAGAUCGUAGAAGAGAAGUCAACCAUUGGUCAUAGCAGCAACUCCCAAAUGAAAGAUGAAUUUGAUGAGAAGGAAGAAUUUAGACAUGAUGAAAGUGUCAAACCAACCAGGAAAGUUACUGAGGUGACUGAAAGGCCUAAUGCUGAGAAAAGAAAGUGGUUUAAGAAAAUGCCUUGGGAAGAAAGACUACAGACAGCUCAAGAGUUGGGUACCCUGGUUUUACUGAGUAAUCUGGAUCCAUCCUACACGUCGUUUGAAGUUGAGGACCUUGUUUGGCAUGCACUCAAAGAAAAGGUUGAGGCAAGAAUGAUAGAAUUGAGCCCGACGUCCAAUACAUACUAUGGUAGAGCAUUGGCUAUUUUCAGAUCAAAAGAUGCAGGUGCAAACGCAAUAUCUGAGUUGAACAGGAGAUGCCUUAUUCUUGAAGACGGGAGGGUUGUCACUGCCAGGAUGGGAACUGUGAGUGAUCCAGUCAAGCAAAGCACAUUCAUUGGCCAUCUGUCGAUCAGUAGAGCUGUGCUUCACAAGCAAAGAGAGAUGAGAAAUGCUGUAUCGACAUCACAUUGUUCACAGCCCAAUAAUAUUGAAUACGCAAUGGCUAUUGAAUGGACACACCAAUAUGAUAAGUCUGAAGCAUGUUGGAAGGCCUUAUGUGAGAAACAAAUGAAGGAGAUAGAUGAUGUGAAGAGUAAACUUAGAACAGACAGCAUAAUUUUUGAAGCCUCGUAGCUAACUCAUUCUUGAUGAAAGAUAACUAUGAAUUUACAAUAUAUACUUCUCUCCAAUUGCAAUCUAACAGAAUGCUGUGAAUUUUGGCGGAGAAACAUGAUUUAGUUGUGGUUCCGUAGAUACAACGAAACCACUCGUGUUUCAGCUGUUUGUCCAUUUUGUUCAAUGUUAGUUCAUUUCGGACCAAAAAAGAAAAAUGUUAGUACGUUGUAUUCUGAACAACUUAUUUGCAUAUUAAUAUUGCAAUAUUUUCAUGCCAAUUAUUGAAA